AUGAGCAGAGCCCCUAGGCGGGCCCUCCAGUCAGCCUCAGGUCAGGGGAAUCGGAUGGUGAUCGCUGCCGCCUCGCCACAGCACCUUGUCCGUCCCAGGUCCGCUCCUCGUGCGAGCCGAAAGGGGACGGCAAGAAAAAAAACAUCCCUCUCUGGUAUUGCAACACAGCGUGGUCCAGCCCUGCAUCUUGAGAGGCCAAAGCGCGCCGUCGAUGUGCCGCGCCCUUGCGAUGCCCACUGUUUCCCUUGCACGUCAUCGUCAUUAACACCAUCACUGUCUGUCACUGCGGCCAAAUUCGCGUUUCUUCGCAACAUGGAUAUGCUCGACAUCAUGACUGAAUCAUCUCCGUUGACAGAGCCGUCCGUUGAUUAUGUGAGUGUCCAUGAGCCAGGCAUGCUUGGCACAAUAAGCCAGGAUAUAGGUCACACCACUUUCCAUUGGGCAAAGGCGACGAUCCUAUAG
Molecule: messenger RNA, 462 nt
Organism: Bipolaris sorokiniana ND90Pr
Lineage: Eukaryota; Fungi; Ascomycota; Dothideomycetes; Pleosporales; Pleosporaceae
Exons: 1
Coding region: 1-462 (153 amino acids)
Source: RefSeq, a predicted model, not a curated record